ACCAGGCGAACAAGCAAUCGCGACCAAGACGAAGGAAGAGAAGGAAAGGCAAGAGAGAAAGUAAGGGGAGAAGGAGAGAUAAGAGGAUGGAGAAAGGGAGUAUCCUCCACUUUGAGGACGGAGAAGGUGCAUCCACUACGCGACUGUCUGACUACCUGGAACAAGCGUUCAAGAAAGGGCGCCGAGACAUACACAUUACAAGUACCGGCAAUAUCUGGUGUGAAGAUUGGAAGGUCCUGAAUCGUAGAUUCGGGAUGACUGUGAUAGAAGUACGGGGUGUAUCAUGCCUUCUGAAGGAAGCAAAGAGGUGGAUCGAACAAGGAGGUCAGAUGCUUAUCAAGGAUCCGACGGAGACGGUCUCCUUCCCGUCUAGGACCAGGCGGGAACUCCCGGUGUUACUCUCACAACCAUGGCGGAGGAAGUUGCUAUGGAAGAAGGAGAGCCAUGAGCUGACACAUAUGUACCAGGCGACUAGGGGCUUUGAUAAGGGGAGUAGACAACGGAUGAGAAAUAUUAUUUCUCGGGGCCUAAAUGAGAAACUAGGAAUUAAUCUGAGGAAGAGACAUACGAUCAGAAUCCCGUAUGAUGAUAGAGUGGAUAGGAGGAGAAUUGGUGAAGUUGCUAAGGCCAAAAUUGUGGAUCUGGGGCUAAACGAUUCGAUAGCAGACAUCGUACGAAGACACGUCAGAGUUGUCUGGAUGAAAAAACAGACAAUCGGAGACGAGCUUCACAACCAUAGAGACUUCGCGCGCUCUAAUGGUAGCAUUUGCGACUGUGAAAAUAACCCUUUCCCUCUAGUGGAAGGACAUGUACGAUGCCGACUAUCGGAAGUAGGGGCCCCGGAUUUCAUACUUAACGCAAGGAAUAUUCCUCCGCAACGAACGAGGGAGGUAAGACGGGGAAUCCUAGCGGCAAUCCUUGAUGGCCUGGGUGAGAUUUUCCGGACAUCUGGGAAGUGCCUUACUGUACAUUUGAAGGAAAUUCAGCUAUGUGUGCGCGAGAGGGAGACAACACACGAGGGAUGCUAUCACCUAGUGCAGGAAUGGAAGUGGCGUAAUGGACUCGUAUGCAUGCCAAUGGAUCGUAAUCCGGGGGCGACAUACAUUGUAUGCCCUGCAGUGUACGCGAGAGCUCUCCGAGACACCUUCUGGCAUGGAGGAAGCUUCAGGAUGUGCGCCAUAUCGACUGACAUGGCACUUGAGACGUGCAGGAAGUGCUACCAUGAGCAGGGCUUGUCGAAGUUGGGGUCUUGGUGCAAGAAAGGGGGAAUCGGGGACGCUUAUGUCAUACCAAAAAACAAAGACCCAGCGAGAUGGCGGCCUAUCGCUCCUGCAUGGAACUCACCUUCGAAGGUCGGAGCAAAGAAGGUGGCGAAAGCUCUGCAAUGUAUGCUCGGGAGUCUGGCAAAAGGUCUGCAUUUCAACACGACUUCCUCUGAAGAUGCAAUCAGACGAAUCCAGAGGUGGGGUUCAAAAUCGGAAGAAGGACAGGGGGUGAUGUCGGCGACCUUUGACAUCAAGAACAUGUUUGCUGAGCUACCCCACGAAAUGAUUCAGGAGUCUUUGGAAUGGAUGAUAGGGAUGAUGGAGGCUAAAGGAUACGGCAGGGUGAAUGUGAACUGUUGCUGGAAGAAGCCAUCCAUGGGAAGACAGAGCAGGGAUGGCCACUUCUCGGUCAAAUUUGGCUACAUACGCCAAUGGGUUGGGUUUGAGCUAGAUCAUUCCUACAGUCUGGCCGAAGGUGAGCUGAUCCAGCAGAUUCAGGGGAUCCCUAUGGGUGGACACACAAGCUCAGCCCUCACAUGCAUACUCUGCGUAAAAAGUGAGGCAGAGUUUAUGUAUGAGUUGGGAACACUCCGCAAAAGGACGUUGGGCCUUAGACUCAUGGAUGACAUGGUUUUCUUCGUCCGCUUCCUACGAGAGAAGAUUGACACCAUGUGUCAAGCUAGGGACAUCCUCAAAAAACUAAAGGGAUGUUACCCGCAGUCUCUCUCUCUGGAACGGACGAACGCAGGGGAUGGGACGUUAUCCUUCCUGGGAUGCAAGAUCUACGUGGACCAGGAAGGACCAAAGAUCACUCCGGUCAAUGACGAACAGACCAAGGUAUCCAUGAUCACGAGCUAUCUACAUCGUAUCGUAAGAUGCUAAGACGAUUCAGCGAUAAGAGAUCUCCUUGUGGCAUGUCUCAGGAAAGAACUCCGCGUGAGAAACUACCCAGCACCUGUGAUCGACAAGGUGAUCCGAUCGUUCGAAUGUGAUCAGAAGGUUAAAAUUCUGGGAUUGGGCCCCUCCAUCCACUAAGGAUGGACGUAGAAGAGGUUAGAGAGAGAGAGAGAGAGAGAGAGAGAGAGAGAGAGAGAGAGAGAGAGAGAGAGAGAGAGAGAGAGAGAGAGAGAGAGAGAGAGAGAGAGNCCCUCCCCCUCCCCCUCCCGCUCCCGAAAUUAGCUAUAUUUCCAAUCAAAGAGGUGAGGUCGG
Chara braunii is the source of this 2474-nucleotide messenger RNA. The record is from the annotation of a GenBank genome assembly. NCBI's taxonomy places the organism in Eukaryota, Viridiplantae, Streptophyta, Charophyceae, Charales, Characeae.